AUGGAGUAUUUACGAAAGCUAGACGACGCGGCCUUCGCGACUCAAGAGAUGGACCUGGUUCUGGAGCUGGAGUCGCGAGUCGAGCAGUUAGAGAGCGCAAAUAAGGAGCAGGAGAAGGAGAUAUCCUCUCUAAGAACACAGCUCUCUAUGACAGAGGAGAGUCUCCAACGCGAAAAGGAGGCGUCAGUACGUCUCUUGCAGCUGCUGCAGCAAGAGCGCGAGGCGCGAUCGGCCAUGGCGGCGGUGAGGGAGGAGGACCGGGUACUAUCGGAUGCGGAUAUGGCGGCGCUGAUGCAAAAGAACAAAGAGCUUGAGGACGUUCUCCGGAGAUUAGAGGAAGAUGUGGAGGCGAUUUCGCAGGAGAAAGAAUCCCUGAUGAAAGACAGAGACGGCAUGGCGGUGGAAUCCAGCUCGUUGUGCGAGCGGUUGGAGGAGGCGGAGGCGGCGAGCGAGAUGCUGAAGCGGGAGAACGAGAACCUCGAGGCUGAGCUGGUGGCUGCGCGCAAAUCCCGAGACACGUACUGGAACCACAGCAUCGCAUUGUACCAAGAAAAGACAAGGCUGGAGGAGCAGCUCGCGAUGAUGAAUAAAAUCACCAGCACCAUGUCGGGUUCGACUGCCAGGCAAAGGGCGGCAGCGCGCCACUCUUUAGCGGACCCGUUUGAGUUACCAGUUGACUACUCCUACCAGGACGUGCCGUCUACAGCAAACCACCAGUUCCCAGGGCCCCUGGGCGGCCUAUGCUUGUCCCCAUCCCGGGCUGAUAAUCCGUCGGUGAGAAGCUUGAAUGGGCGGGAAGGCAUCUCUGGGAGUAGGAUUCCUGGGGCAGGCACGGGAGCAAUCGCUGCCGCAGCAGCCACAGCAGCACGGCGGCAGUCGGAAGCUCCUGGUGGGUUCGGUCAUUCCUCCGGCAGGCAGCAGCAGUCGCCACUGCGGCAGAGGGAGUCGUUCUAUCAGGUUAACCCUUCUGCAACAGGAGGAGCUGGAGGCUCGGGGGGAGGCGGGGGAGGGGGAAGAACCGGAAGCGGGGGAGGAGGGGGAGGGGGAGGGGGAGGCGGAGGUGGGGGAGGCGGAGGCGGAGGCGGAGGGGGAGGGGGGAGGAGCAGAGCAGGUGGGCUGGACGGGAGUGGUGAGUACAUGGAUGAAAACUGCAAGUCUGGAGUAUCGUGGGGGAGUGGGGGGAAUGACGUGGGGGAGUCAGGAGGGGAGGAGUCCGUGGGGAGUACGAGUAUGAUUCCGCGGUACAGUGGCAGCAGUAGGCUGCCUGUCCCUGGUGCAGUGAACGGUUGCCGUGCUGGGAGUGGGGGCAAGGUUUGGCGGUAG
This is a messenger RNA of Closterium sp. NIES-65, 1323 nucleotides long. The record is from the annotation of a GenBank genome assembly. Lineage: Eukaryota; Viridiplantae; Streptophyta; Zygnematophyceae; Desmidiales; Closteriaceae.